This is a messenger RNA of Daucus carota subsp. sativus, 1171 nucleotides long. RefSeq names its product RING-H2 finger protein ATL3. Bases 139 to 1029 code for a protein of 296 amino acids. The record is from RefSeq and is a predicted model, not a curated record. The transcript has a single exon. NCBI's taxonomy places the organism in Eukaryota, Viridiplantae, Streptophyta, Magnoliopsida, Apiales, Apiaceae.
CUCCUACAAGUUUAUUCAAUCUCACGAGCCUCUUCUCGAUUCUCAUUCAAUCGGUUCUCGUUCAACCUCCCAAAACUUAUCAUACAAAAAAAGCUUUCUGAAGUUUUUUGUUCAGAAUCUUAAAUUUUCAAUCAGAAAAUGAGUAGUUCCAACACGACGGCUCAGAAGCUGGAAGAAUCAGGCGCUAUGGACCUAACAGGCAGGAUCAUGGUGGUCGCAAUUAUAGUUCUCUUUCUAGUCUCCGCUUUUGUAGUCAUUCUUCACCUCUAUGCCAAAUGGUAUUGGCGCCGUGUAACACAAGAUGGUACUAACAUCACUCGUCGAAGACGAAUGGAUUUCGCUGCAGGCCACAAUGAAGUGGCUUCUUCCACUGACCUGCGCAAUGGUCUGGACCCUUCAUUCCUGAAAACAAUUCCAGUUGUUCUGUUCUCUCCGCGAGACUUUAAAGACGGACUGGAAUGUUCUGUUUGUCUGUCGGAGGUGUUGGAAGGGGAGCGUACCAGGCUUUUGCCUAAAUGUAAUCAUGGUUUUCAUGUAGAGUGCAUUGACAUGUGGUUUCAAUCUCAUUCUACUUGUCCGAUUUGCAGAAAUUCAGUUCUCAAUUCUAAUCCCACGAGUCCUGAAUUACCACAGGGGAUUAUGCAUAAUACACCAGAAGUAGAGUUUCCAUCUGAUGCUGGUAGGGUUUCUACAGAAGCCCUGAGCUUCCCAACAAAUGUAUUGUACUGGGGAAAUGAGGCUCAGGUCCGAACUCUGGCUUCUUGUUUGGAAGAUGAUGGCGGUGUUACUUCUUCUCAACACGUUUCUUCGUCAUCCCUUGCGUUCAGGAAUGGCGGUGAUGAUACUAAUGAUGCACAUUUGGUAAUUGAGAUACCGAGGCAGAUAAAUGAAGAGGAAGAUCAGAAGUCGCCUCUGCAAACACGGUUGAGGUCACUUAAGAAGCUUUUGAACAGAGAUAGAAAGGUUAACCCUUCCAGUCCCAGCAGUACUAUUGAUGUAGAACAAGCUGCCAGAACAAGUCAUACAUAGUCAUCAGAUUUUCCAUCAAGGAUAUCUUAUUCCUCAAUCUCCAUACUUUUCUUUGUUCAAUUUCUUUGAUUUUAGGACCAUCAAGAGUCUGAUAACAUUAUCUGCGUUUUGUAUACUUUCCCAAUAAGUGAUUUGUUUUUGU